Molecule: messenger RNA, 5341 nt
Organism: Periophthalmus magnuspinnatus
Lineage: Eukaryota; Metazoa; Chordata; Actinopteri; Gobiiformes; Gobiidae
Gene: kdrl
Product: kinase insert domain receptor like
Exons: 30
Coding region: 410-4297 (1295 amino acids)
Biological process (GO): cell surface receptor protein tyrosine kinase signaling pathway; protein phosphorylation; positive regulation of kinase activity
Cellular component (GO): signaling receptor complex
Molecular function (GO): transmembrane receptor protein tyrosine kinase activity; ATP binding
Source: RefSeq, a predicted model, not a curated record
GGAGUAGAGCCUGGAGAGGGAGGAGGAUUGUGUAAAGCGCGCACUAAAGUCAGAGUGCGCGUUUGACUUGUUUUACUUUUUGUAUCAGAUCACACCACCUUGCCUCGGAUUGCACAUUACUUGCAGCCACGAUUUGUUUUUUUGAUUUUCUUGGGUUGUUUUGUCCGUUCAUUUUCUUCAUCCAACUUGUUUGAAGAGCACCUGACCUGGGAUACGACGGUGGCAGCUCUGGAGUUGGGCUGAGCUGCAGUGAAGAGCCUCCCGCGAAUCGCAUCCCUGGGAAUGGCAAAACGUGCACGCUAAAUGUUAUUCUCCUGUGUGAGCUGAGAAGUGCUAUAUGUUUGUGAACUUGGAGUGAAACCCUGAAAUUUACGCGCAGAUACCGGUUGGAUAUUUGCAAAAGACUGGCAUGAUGCAACUUUAUGCGACUAUAAAACUGACCACAGUCCUAUUUUGGUUUACAUCACUCGCUUACGAUCAUGCAGAGGCAGGACACAUUACAAGGAUAUUGCCUGAUGCAACACCUCUGAUUCUUAAAAAGGGAGAUUCAGUGUCCCUAAUUUGCAGAGAGAAAGAUCCACACUGGAAGCUUGCCUCUCAACUCCGAGCUUCGUUAUCAGACGGAGUGGAGGAGAGCCACUGUGACUCAACGCAUCAUUUUGGACACCAUUGCAGCAAACUGACCAUCACCAGUCUGACAGCCAGCGACACUGGACCAUACAACUGCUCCGAUCACAGCUUAAUUUAUAUCUAUGUUACAGAUCCGCAGCAGCCAUUUGUGGAACCUUUUCCCGCUAUACCUUUUGCUAUCUGGACUCUGAGAAAUGAGACCAGCCUCACCAUUCCAUGUCGAACGUCAUCUCCUGAUGCUGUUGUGACACUCAGUUCGACCCCUAUGCAUUCAUUAAAAAAGGAAGAAAUGAAGUGGGAUCCAAAAGUGGGAUUCAAAAUUCCGUAUGGUCGUGAUGCUUACUACGAUUGGAUUACAUGUCACACAGAGGUUAAUGGACAUAUUUUCAGUUCAAUGUACAUCCCCAAAAGAUGGACUCCUAUCCUUCAGAAUGUGAAGAUUACCCCAGAUCAUGUAAAACUAUUAGCCGGAGACCUCCUUGUUCUUAAUUGUACUGGUGAAACCUCAUCUAGUGUAAGGAUCAACUUCACGUGGGACUUUCCUCGAAAAACAGAGCAUCGGCAUCAUACUAAAGUAAUCACUACAGAGGUAAAAGAUGAGGGCCUCGCUUAUAUGAGUAAGACCUUGUAUUUGCCCAACGUAAAACUGGAAGAUAAGGGGAUAUACCGGUGUAAUGCGAACAUGGAAUCCAUGAAGUUCAAACAUGUUUCAGUGUCAGUGACAGUUUAUGAGCAUCCUUUUAUCAAUCUGACAUAUAAGAAUGAAAAACGUAGUACUAUUAUUGCAAACAAAUACAAUAAGAAGGUUUUAUUUGGAGCAAAGGUCAAAGCGGUGCCUCUUCCAGACACAAUGAUUUGGUAUAAAGAUGGCAUUCCAAUCAAAAAGAAUUCAAGUUGCUACAAAAUGUCUGGCAACAACCUUAUUAUCAAUGAUGUACAGCAGAAGCACGCAGGUGUCUACACAUUCACUGUGGGCAUUCAAGACAUAGGGCUGUACAAGAAUCUAAGUUACGUUCUGAUUUACAAUGUGCAUCCAACCAUUUCUGAGGCAGAGCUCUCCACGGUGGAUGUGCAGCCCUAUAUGUUUGGCAAAGACCAACAGUUAGCUUGUACUGUCGAUGGAGUGCCUUCGCCAAACAUCACUUGGCUCUGGCAGCCAUGUCCCUCAGAUCCAAACACAACACAUUGCAAUGGAAGUGCCUAUCAAGCCACAAACUCAUUUAUUGUUUCAACUGACAUCAAGUUUGGGAAUUUUUCCCACAACUGGGUUAAGAGCGUAAACUCUAAACCUGAGCUGGUCCAAGGGAAAAAUAAGACUGCAAGUAUACUAGUGAUAGGAGCAGCCAGUGUAUCAGGACUAUACACUUGUAUAGCCAGCAAUGAGGAGGGUACUAACACAAUGACUUUUCCCUUCUUCGUUACUAAUCAUACAGAGGAAAUAGCAGUGUUGUCUCCUUCUGUUAUUGAGGGGGAUGACACUGUGCUGACAUGCCAGGCAGCACGUUACCUCUACACAGAUCUCCAGUGGCUUGAUUCAAGAAAUCAAACUAUCACCUCAAAUGUGUCUACUCUUGAGACAAGCACAUACUCCAUUUCCCGUUCUUUCCAUCUGUAUAACGUGUCUCGAAACAGCUCAAGUGGCUACAAGUGUCUGGGGCAUAAAGUGCACAAUAAGGCUGUGCUGAAGACCGCUAAUCUAAACGUUGCUGAGAGAAAACUGCCUUGGCUUAGCCAAAAUCUUACAGACCAGGAUGUGAAUAGUAGCACCACCCUCAUAUUGACCUGUUUAGCCCUUGGAGUUCCUCGUCCAUACAUCAUGUGGUACAAAAAUGGGAUUGAAGUAGAAAAAGGCCCAGGUAUUGCAUUUGGUGAUGGGGUCCUGACCAUUGAGAGAGUAAAAAAAGAUGAUGAAGGACUUUAUGAGUGUGUGGCCAUAAAUCAUCUUGGCACUGUAAAGACAAGUGCUAUGGUCACUGUCUAUGAUGAUGACAGUAAGCCAAAUGUUGAGGUAAUCAUCCUGGUGUGUACUGGAGCUGCAGCAACUUUCCUCUGGCUUAUGCUUAUUCUGUUUAUUCGCAAACUUAGAAAGCAGCCUGCACAUUAUAAAAUGGGACCAUCAAUCAUCAUUGAUCCUGAUGAAUGUCCUCUCGAAGAGCAAAAUGAGCUUCUUCAGUAUGACAGCAGCAAAUGGGAGUUUCCUCGAGAUCGACUGCAACUGGGUAAGACCCUUGGCCACGGAGCUUUUGGAAAAGUUGUGGAGGCAUCAGCGUUUGGGAUUGACAAGUUUUCAACAUGCAAGACUGUUGCAGUUAAAAUGUUGAAAGGAGGCGCAACAUCCAAUGAACGAAAAGCUCUGAUGUCAGAGUUGAAAAUCCUUAUUCAUAUUGGACAUCAUUUGAAUGUUGUGAAUCUGCUCGGAGCCUGCACAAAGCCAGGAGGUCCACUGAUGAUGAUAGUUGAAUUUUGCAAAUAUGGAAACUUGUCCAACUAUUUGAGGAGCAAAAGGGAUGAUUUUAUUGUCUAUAAGAACCAGGAUGGUAAGGUGGUGUCGGGGUCCGGUUGUGAGCUGAGUGAGUUGAUGAAGCGCCGUCUGGAGAGUGUGGCCAGCACCGGAAGCUCAGCCAGCUCUGGCUUUAUAGAAGAUAAGAGCUACUGCGACUCAGAGGAAGAGGAAGAAGAAGCUGAAGAUUUAUACAAAAGAGUCUUGACUUUAGAAGAUUUGAUUUGCUACAGUUUCCAAGUUGCAAAAGGCAUGGAGUUCUUGGCCUCUCGUAAGUGCAUUCAUCGAGAUUUGGCAGCAAGAAACAUUUUACUCUCUGAGAACAAUGUUGUCAAGAUAUGUGACUUUGGACUCGCUCGGGAUGUGUACAAAGACCCAGAUUAUGUGCGCAAAGGAGAUGCCAGACUCCCACUGAAGUGGAUGGCACCUGAGGCCAUUUUUGACAAGGUCUACACCACUCAGAGCGACGUAUGGUCCUUUGGUGUUUUAAUGUGGGAAAUCUUCUCUUUGGGUGCCUCGCCAUAUCCUGGAGUCCAAAUUGAUGAAGAGUUCUGCUGCAGACUGAAGGAGGGAACUAGGAUGAGAGCACCAGAAUACUCCUCAUCUGAAAUCUAUCAGACCAUGUUGGACUGCUGGCAUGGAGAGCCGCUAAAGAGACCCUCCUUCACAGAGCUGGUGGGAAGGCUCGGGGAUCUGCUUCAAGCCAGUGUUCAACAGGAGGGGAAACACUACAUCCCACUCAACACGAUGCUUCUGGCUAAAGUAGGAGAUCCGUCGGGGACAGUGUCCACAGAUGACAAGCUCACACGACCCCUGUCCCACCGCGACUCUGGGUGCACAUGGAACAUGAAGAUACGUCCUGCCAGUGUGAAAACCUUUGACGAGGUGACCAUGGACAGUGGAACAAGUGUGGAACAUGUGAGCGGGCAGUCAGACAGUGGGAUGGGCCUGUCCACAGAGAACAUGAGAACACUGAAGCGCCUUGAGUCUUUGGCAGGGCGACCUCUGAGCAUCAUAGCUUUGGCGAAGAAGGCCAUGAGCAAGAGCAAAGAGUCCGUUCUGGAGGACUUGGGCCUGGAUGACUCAGCGCUGGACAUGGGUUUGGAGUGUCACAGCCCUCCACCUGACUACAACUCUGUGGUGCGUUACUCCACCCCUCCAGUUUAAUGCCUGCUCUUCCCCGGGACCCCCCUCUAUUCUAUGGACUGACUUUAAGAGGAAAACCUGUGCCAUUCUGGGAAUGCAUGUGUUAUAUUUAUAUCAUCCAUUUCCACAAAUUUGUCCACCUCUGCACACAGGCUCAGGUAAUUCUUAAUGAAUCUACUGUGAAAACGCACGGCAAUCCUCUCCUGAAUCCAUGCAAUAUCCAGUCUAUUUAACAAAAGUUAAAGCAGUGUUAGAUAUCUUAUGUUUUGUUCUUGUUUUGGUUGUAAGAAUCCACAAGGAAUGCCUCACCACGAUGAUAGAGGAUAUGCUGGCAAUAUUUCAUUUGAUUGAGCUAAACUCAGGUUUAUCACACGUCUGAUUUUAGUUUUGAAUAAAUAGUUUUAUUUCCCCCAAAGCACUAACAACUGAAAUGCUAUAUUUAUUAUAAUUUUCAUUAUAGGAGGAUUCCCAAACAGAAUAUCUGAGCAGUUUCUGUUGUGAUCGGCAAGUAAUGAAAGUUUGUUUUUGUUUUUUUCAAACAGUUAUUAUGAAUUGUAAAUUGAACAUUUAAAGCCAAUAUAUUGUUAGAGGUAGAAUUAUUUUAUUGGAAACUUUUUUAAAAGGACAUAAAAUGUUAAUAGAAGAGUCAUUAUUGGAGAGUUGCAAUGCAGCCAGUAGCAUUUUGAACUAACCAGUACAAUAUACAGUGUGGUCAUGGUGACCCCUGCUACUGUCUUCAACCAUUUUGGUAAUACAGAUACUUAUGCACUGAAGUUUUAUUUUGAUGUUUUCAUACACCGGAGAAUAGUAUAUUGUUACCACACAGUGUUACAGAGAUUUUGUAUUUUAUUUAACUAUUUUCUAAAAGUAAAUAUUUUAUAUUUUUAGGGUUUUAUCCACAUGUAUGUUAUUUGUAAACACAUUCCAUUAAUUAAGCAGUAAUGCAAACAUUGUAGCCUACAGUGACCUAAACUGUUUUAAUAUUGUACAACUUAUUACAAAAGAAAAAGUACUGUCUUCACACUGUAAACAGAGUAUAAGUAAAUAAAAAUAGAUUUAUACAGU